AUGCAAUUCCAUGAGUUUUUGCAUGUGAUUGGGCCUGAAGUCGACGACGCUGAAGAAGAGGCCUUCUCCCUAUUCUCUCAGCAACUGCCCUCGCAUACCCUUGGCUUUGUCGAUUCGCGCGCAAGCACACUCGAUCUCACGAUCCACGGACGGGAUUUUGUAAUACGCCAGUCACCAACUAUUCUCUCUUCAACCCGCUCGGGCGGUACUACGGGAGCAGUCGUGUGGAAAAUAACCCCCUUAAUCGCAGAAUGGCUCUCAUCUAAACAAAACAUCUUCUGGACAUCCUCAGUCCUAAACCCGGAUUCGACUAUCGUAGAGCUCGGCUGCGGAAUAUCAGGCCUAAUAGCCAUGACCUUGGCUCCAUCCGUCAGCCAUUACAUCGUUACUGACCAAGAAUACGUACACAGGUUACUAAAGGAAAACCUCGAAAGCAAUUCCAGAGCCACAGGUACAGGUACAGGAAAAACUAGCACAACAACAUCGCGCCACCAUAAUCACCACAAUGGCCGCCGCUCCCGCAAACAAACCCAUUUUUCUUCUGGAUGCCAACCAGACGAUCCGAUGGCGAAUAUCAUAUUUACCACGCUGGACUGGGAAUUCGACUCCCCUUCCACGCUGAAACAGGUUCUUGACAUCCGUGUACAAGGGGCAGAAUCCCAUCCUUCCUCAGGUAGCCAACAUAACGCUACCUCUGGCAAAAAGGGAGAAGAGCCAAGGGAAAUGGAAGGAGCAGCGAAGGGAGAUCCUGGCUUCGACCUCCUUCUCGCCUGCGACUGUAUAUAUAAUGAUGCCCUGAUCGAGCCAUUCGUGCAGACGUGCGCGGAUAUCUGUCGUUUGCGACCUGGUUUUAUACCUCCAAGUUCCCCGUCCCCAGAGGGGGAGGGAGAGGGGAUGGGUACAUGUGUUCAGGAAUCAUCGUCCUUCGCUGCAGACAGGAGGAAUCCUACGGUAUGUGUUAUUGCGCAGCAGCUGCGGGCGCCGGAUGUGUUUGAGUCGUGGCUGCAGGCAGCCCUGGAGGAGUUUUGGGUGUGGAGGGUUUGUGAUGAGGUUGCGGGGAAGGAGUUGGAGGGGGGGUCUGGGUAUGUGGUUCAUGUGCUUGUGUUGAGGGGGUAG
Paracoccidioides brasiliensis Pb18 is the source of this 1116-nucleotide messenger RNA. RefSeq lists its product as uncharacterized. The transcript is spliced from 3 exons. The record is from RefSeq and is a predicted model, not a curated record. The coding region runs from base 1 to 1116 and encodes 371 amino acids.